CAAUCUCACUUCUGUUAAAACUUGUAACAGUUUGUUUAAAAUUUAUUAGAUUUAAUAAAAAAUAUGGCUGAAGCACUUGCUGGUAAAUUUGAACAUGAAAAAAAUGAAAACGUUUUAGAAUAUUUUAAAGCUAUUGGUGUACCCGAUGAAGUAAUUGAAAAAGUAGGAAAAUUAUCACCAACAGUUGAAAUUAUUGUAAAUGGUAAUUCAAUCACAAUAAAAGGUUCCACAGAUAGUACUUUUGAAAUUGGUAAAGAAUUCGACGAUCAAGUACCAACUGGCGCUGUACUCAAAAGUAUUCCAACAUUAGAAGGUGGCAAAUUAGUAAUCACUUCCACAUCACCUGAUGGUAAAAAAGGUACCCGUACUUAUGAAGUCACUGCUGAUGGACUGAUUGUUACACUCCAAGCUGAAGGAUGCCCAAUUGUUGGUAAAAGAUAUUACAAAAAAGUUUAAAAUUAAUUAAUAUUUUAAGUGUGUGAAUUAUUAUUAUAUUUUGAUUAUAAAUAAAAAACUCCAGA
This is a messenger RNA of Chrysoperla carnea, 521 nucleotides long. RefSeq names its product fatty acid-binding protein, heart-like. The transcript is spliced from 4 exons. Gene Ontology annotation, cellular component: nucleus; cytosol. Gene Ontology annotation, biological process: fatty acid transport. Gene Ontology annotation, molecular function: fatty acid binding. Bases 64 to 456 code for a protein of 130 amino acids. NCBI's taxonomy places the organism in Eukaryota, Metazoa, Arthropoda, Insecta, Neuroptera, Chrysopidae. The record is from RefSeq and is a predicted model, not a curated record.